UAGGUGUGCAAAGGUAGCUCACCGGCAAAAACGAUGUUUGAUCGCCCAUAGAAUAUUACCUUGUCUUUUCUUCCACCGUCUCGGCUACUUAAGAGCCCAAACUCCCCGGUCUUCCUCCCCACGCUCCACGGUUGCAGGAAAACAAACAACUCCGAAUCCAAAUACUUCAUUCCUUGUCAGUUAAGCAAACUGACAACACUAAACCCCCUGAAAUGGCCAGAAGGAGAAUGAAGAUAGGCCUCGUUGCUGUCCUGGUUGUGGCAGCAGCAACCCUCUGGGCCGGUGCGGCGGCGCAGUCGAGCCUGGACUGUACCAACGUGCUCAUCAGCAUGUCCCUGUGCCUCAACUACAUCAGUGGAAACUCGUCCACCCCGUCCUCCAACUGCUGCUCACAGCUCGCCAGCGUCAUCCGGUCACAGCCCCAGUGCCUCUGCCAGGUCCUCAAUGGGGGCGCCUCCUCCCUUGGCAUCACCAUUAAUCAGACCCAGGCCAUGGCCCUUCCUGGCGCCUGCAACGUUCAGACCCCAUCUGUCAGCCUCUGCAAUGCUGCUUCUCCUGCCGGUUCUCCUACUCGAACUCCUCCCACAGUUCCUUCAGGAACUGGAUCGAAUACUGUUCCAUCCACAGAAGGAGACGGCUCGUCAGACAGAACAUCCAUGAGGCUCUCUGCUCCACUCUUCUUCGUCCUGCUCUUUGCUGCUUCAUAUGGCUCCACCUGGUCGACCUACUAAAAUUGCACUUUUGCACACCAACAGAUAUGUUUAUGCAUUCUUUAUUUAUAGUUAGCUUGAGUUUUGAACCUUUUCAAGAGAGUUGUUGAUUUCGUACAAUUUUUGGUUAGCCCCUCGAGGGCUGAUACAUACACCGAAUUGUAUUGCUGAAGAGAAUCUCUUCUCUUCCCAUUGCUUAAUAAAAUUUUAUCUAUGGUUGUC
Molecule: messenger RNA, 932 nt
Organism: Punica granatum (pomegranate)
Lineage: Eukaryota; Viridiplantae; Streptophyta; Magnoliopsida; Myrtales; Lythraceae
Source: RefSeq, a predicted model, not a curated record